AUGUCUAAUCCCCUCUCUGUGAGUGAACGAAAAAACGUUGUUCGCUCACGAAAGUGGUAACUAUUUUUAAAAAAAUUAUAUAAAAUUACGAUAAAAUUUUAUAUGAAAUUUAAAAAAAACAAUUCGAAAAAUUUUAAAGAUAUGCUAAUUUAAUUUGUAAAAAAAUUAUGUUUUAAAAUGAAGGUUAUUUAAAAUUAAACAGAAUUGACUAGAAAUUUCGUUAUAAUAAUAAUAAUCACUUAUAUAUAAAUUUUUUUUUUAUUAAAUAAAUUUAUUUUACUCUCACAGAGAGUGGGAAGUAAGCUUUUUCUUAUCUUAUUCGUCUCCACUUUAGCAUACUCAAAACAAUUUUCAGUAUCUGGAGUGAGCUCAGGUGCAGCUAUGGCAGUUCAACUCCAUGUUGCUCACUCAGCAGACUGUACAGGAGCAGGGAUUAUUGCUGGCCCUCCUUAUUACUGUGCAAAAAACUCCUUACUCCGCCCCCCUCCAUGAGUGAACAAAACCAUUAGAAAAAUCUUUAUUUUUUGCCCAAAAAUCCACUCUCCAUGAAUAAACAAAUUUUUUUUUCGAAAUUUUAAAAAAAUCCCAUUUCUCGAAAAUUGGAAGGCAAAUUUUAAUUUAAUUGUAAAAUUUAUGUUUUAAAAACGCAACUUGUUUAAAAUUAAACAGAAUUAGCUCGAGAUUUCAUGAUAAUAGUUAUCACUUAUAUAUCAAAUUUUUUCCCAUAAAACCUUUUCGAUGAAGAGGGGGGGAGUUAGUGAUUGCAUCUACAGCAUGUGCAACAACUCCUUAUUUGCUAGAUAUAAGCCCACUUAUUCGAUAUACCCAGGAGCAAUCAAGAGAAGGCACUAUUGAUGACUAUAAUAACCUGAAAGCCAAUACAAAAGGAAUUUGGAUUUUUUCUGGGCUUUUAGAUACAGUUGUGAACCAGCAUAUUGUAAAGCAGCUUCAAAAAUUUUACGAAUCCUUUAUUCCUUCUUAUAAAAUAACCUCUGUUUACAACGUCGCAGCUCAACAUUCUUGGGUUACAAAUUCAUACGGAGGCCUAUGUGUGUAUCUUGGCUGGCCGUUUAUUAACAAUUGCAAUUUAGAUGCAGCAGGCCACAUUCUAUAUCAAAUUUAUGGGAAUAUAAAACCUGCAGUUACUCCUCUAGUAGAAAAUCUAAGACAGUUUGACCAGACCAUAUAUGUUGAUAUCACCCAAGCAGUGAUGGAAAAUACUGGAUUCAUAUAUAUACCGAGUGGAUGCCAAAAUAUCAAUAACGAGUGUUUGGUUCAUGUCGCAAUUCAUGGAUGCUUGCAAAAUUAUAACUCGGUUGGGGACAGAUUUGUGAGUAAUAAUGGGCUGAAUGGAUAUGCUGAAGCAAAUAAUAUAAUUGUUAUUUAUCCUCAAGUAGCGGUAGAUAUAAUAGCAAAUCCUCAAGGCUGUUGGGAUUGGUGGGGGUAUACAGGAAGUGACUACGCAUUAAAAAGCGGGCUACAAGUAUCAGCAAUUUAUAAAAUGACCCAAAGUAUACCUCUGCUAUCGGAUUAUCAAAUGCUAUUUAUUUAA
Blepharisma stoltei is the source of this 1552-nucleotide messenger RNA. The record is from the annotation of a GenBank genome assembly. NCBI's taxonomy places the organism in Eukaryota, Ciliophora, Heterotrichea, Heterotrichida, Blepharismidae.